GAUCUGUAUAAAUUUAAAAAUAAAAAAACACGCGCUUAAUAUACACACGUUCUUAACAUAUUUGUGUAUGUUCAUAACAUAAACUAAGGUAUAGGCUUGGGCGUUAAGGGAAAUUGCACGUCAACACGUGGACAUGAUGAAAGCCCUCUUCCACAGUUUCGAAUCAUAUUUUGGCAAAAAAAAAUGCCCAAUUUUGUACUAAGGAAAAAAUGAUAUUAACAAACAGUAACAGAACCAUACUGAUAAAAAUUUGAAUGAGGAUCUAUGAUAAAAUUAUUUUAAUAAAUAAAUACCGUAAUCAAAUCAGUUCACAAUGCAUUUAAUAGGAACUAUAUUUGUUUUUUAUGGGUUUUCAAUGUUAUAUUUUGAAAUCAUUGGAGCUUAUCAUUUGCAUACCAGAAAAGAUUUAUCUGUUCAAGAAGGAAAACCCCUUUACCUAAAUUACUCCUUUCCUAUUGAAUAUCCAGAACAUAUCGAAAAUAAGGGUUAUAUAGAUUGUAAUUGGGUUUUUCCUAUUGAAGAAAAUAAAUUGGUUGAUAUACACGAUAUUCCAUCAAUAUCAGAUAAUUUGACAACUUUGAUUUGUGAUUUGGAAAUCCCUGAAGUAAGUGGGUUACAUGAAGGUCUCUACAAGUGCCAAUUCUUUUAUAAAAGAGAACUUAUUGCAGAACAAUCUUUUUAUAUGACAGUUGAAAAAACUGAAACAAGUUUAAAAUCAACUUUCAAUUGGUGGUAUGUUGAAGGAACACUAUUGGCAAUUUGUUUGUUAUUAAUAUGUUAUUUAUUAUUUCUAUGCUGUAGAAGAAUUUAUAAGAACCGUAAUAAUGCUGAUUCAACAAUAAAAAAUAAUAACGUUCAACAACAAAUUCCUCUUAAUACCCAAAAUGAUUGUAAUGAAACGUCGGUAGUAAAUAAAACGUCUUCAAGGAAUAAAACACCUGAAGUUAAAGAAACAGCCGAAUUGAUACCGUCAACGCCACGUGAAUCAAGAAAGCGAAGACUUUCUACUAUAUGAUUAAGUUGAGAAAAUUAAGUUUAACUUCUUUAAAUUUUUUUUAUGUUUAUAAAUUUAAUAUAGACAUUUAAUUUUACAAAAAUCAGAUGAAACGCUUUAUGUAAGUUAAGAAAAAUCAUAAAAAAAGUUUAUAGAA
Molecule: messenger RNA, 1151 nt
Organism: Condylostylus longicornis
Lineage: Eukaryota; Metazoa; Arthropoda; Insecta; Diptera; Dolichopodidae
Exons: 6
Coding region: 314-1015 (233 amino acids)
Source: RefSeq, a predicted model, not a curated record